UCCCCCGCUGAGCCAGCGCCCGGCCGGGGCGCCGCCCGGCACCAUGGUGCAGAAGUCGCGCAACGGCGGCGUGUACCCCGGCCCGAGCGGGGAGAAGAAGCUCAAGGUGGGCUUCGUGGGCUUGGACCCCGGCGCGCCCGACUCCACCCGGGACGGCGCGCUGCUCAUCGCCGGCUCCGAGGCUCCCAAGCGCGGCAGCAUCCUGAGCAAGCCGCGCGCCGGAGGCGCGGGCGCCGGGAAGCCCCCGAAGCGCAACGCCUUCUACCGCAAGCUGCAGAAUUUCCUGUACAACGUGCUGGAGCGGCCGCGCGGCUGGGCGUUCAUCUACCACGCCUACGUGUUCCUGCUGGUCUUCUCCUGCCUCGUGCUGUCGGUCUUCUCCACCAUCAAGGAGUACGAGAAGAGCUCGGAGGGAGCACUCUACAUCUUGGAAAUCGUGACCAUCGUGGUUUUCGGUGUGGAGUACUUUGUGCGGAUCUGGGCGGCGGGCUGCUGCUGCCGGUACCGCGGCUGGAGGGGGCGGCUCAAGUUCGCCCGGAAGCCCUUCUGUGUGAUAGACAUCAUGGUGCUCAUCGCCUCCAUCGCUGUGCUGGCCGCUGGGUCCCAGGGCAACGUGUUCGCCACGUCGGCGCUCCGCAGCCUGCGCUUCCUGCAGAUCCUGCGCAUGAUCCGCAUGGACCGGCGUGGCGGCACCUGGAAGCUGCUGGGCUCCGUGGUCUACGCCCACAGCAAGGAGCUGGUGACGGCUUGGUACAUCGGUUUUCUGUGCCUCAUCCUGGCCUCCUUCCUGGUUUACUUGGCGGAGAAGGGGGAGAACGAUCACUUUGACACUUACGCUGAUGCCCUGUGGUGGGGCCUGAUCACCCUGACGACCAUUGGUUAUGGAGACAAGUACCCCCAGACCUGGAACGGGAGGCUCCUGGCCGCGACCUUCACCCUCAUUGGCGUCUCCUUCUUCGCUCUUCCCGCGGGCAUUCUGGGGUCUGGCUUUGCUCUGAAAGUUCAAGAGCAACAUCGGCAGAAGCACUUUGAGAAGAGGCGGAACCCUGCAGCGGGCCUGAUCCAGUCGGCCUGGAGGUUCUACGCCACCAACCUGUCCCGCACGGACCUCCACUCCACGUGGCAGUAUUACGAGCGCACGGUGACUGUGCCCAUGUACAGCUCGCAAACUCAAACCUACGGGGCCUCCAGACUCAUCCCGCCUCUGAACCAGCUGGAGCUUCUGCGGAACCUUAAGAGCAAAUCCGGGCUCACCUUCAGGAAGGAGCCUCAGCCGGAGCCGUCUCCCAGUCAGAAGGUCAGUUUGAAAGACCGUGUCUUCUCCAGCCCCCGAGGUGUGGCUGCCAAGGGCAAGGGGUCCCCUCAGGCCCAGACCGUCCGGCGGUCUCCCAGCGCCGACCAGAGUCUGGAGGACAGCCCAAGCAAGGUGCCGAAGAGCUGGAGCUUUGGGGACCGCAGCCGGGCGAGGCAGGCCUUCCGGAUUAAGGGCGCUGCGUCCCGACAGAACUCGGAAGAAGCAAGCCUCCCCGGGGAAGACAUUGCAGAAGACAUUAAGAGCUGCAACUGCGAGUUUGUGACAGAAGAUCUGACCCCGGGCCUCAAAGUCAGCAUCCGGGCUGUGUGUGUGAUGCGGUUCCUGGUGUCCAAGCGCAAGUUCAAAGAGAGCCUGCGGCCGUACGACGUGAUGGACGUGAUUGAGCAGUACUCGGCCGGCCACCUGGACAUGCUGUCCCGUAUCAAAAACCUGCAGUCCAGGAUAGAUAUGAUUGUGGGCCCCCCACCCCCUUCAACUCCCCGGCACAAGAAGUACCCCACCAAAGGACCCACGGCCCCUCCGAGAGAGUCACCCCAGUACUCACCUAGAGUGGACCAGAUCGUGGGGCGGGGCCCGGCGAUCACCGACAAGGACCGCACCAAGGGCCCGGCCGAGGCGGAGCUGCCCGAAGACCCCAGCAUGAUGGGACGGCUGGGAAAAGUGGAGAAGCAGGUCCUGUCCAUGGAGAAGAAGCUGGAUUUCCUCGUGAACAUCUACAUGCAGCGCAUGGGCAUCCCCCCAGCGGAGACGGAGGCCUACUUUGGGGCCAAGGAGCCGGAGCCGGCGCCGCCGUACCACAGCCCCGAGGACAGCCGGGAGCACGGGGACAGGGGCGCCUGCAUCGUCAAGCUUAUCCGCUCAGCCAGUUCCACGGGCCAGAAGAACUUCUCGGCGCCCCCGGCCCAGUGCCCGCCCUCCACCUCGUGGCAGCAGCAGUGCCCCCCGCGCCAGGGCCACGGCACCUCCCCCGUGGGUGAUCCUGGCUCGCUGGUGCGGAUCCCGCCCCCACCCGCCCACGAGCGGUCGCUCUCGGCCUACAGCGGGGGUCCCCGGGCCAGCACGGAGUUCCUGAGGCACGAGGGGGCCCUGCGGGACAGCGACACGUCCAUCUCCAUCCCGUCGGUGGACCACGAGGAGCUGGAGCGCUCGUUCAGCGGCUUCAGCAUCUCCCAGUCCAAGGAGAACCUGGACGUCCUCAACACCUGUGGUGCGGCCGCCGCGCCCUGCGCCAAAGUCAGGCCCUACAUCGCGGAGGGCGAGUCAGACACGGACUCGGACCUCUGCACCCCGUGCGGUCCCCCGCCACGCUCCGCCACUGGGGAGGGCCCUUUCGGCGACGUGGGCUGGGCCGGGCCCCGGAAAUGAGGCCACCCGCUGGCCUCUCCCUGACUCUCGGCCUUCCAGGUGUGCGGACGGGACUCUCCCGGGCCCUUUCCUCAGAGCGACACGGGUGGGGCAGGCUGGGGGCACCAGGUCUCACGUGGCGAAGGCUGACAAGAGUUUCUUUUCUAACGAGGGGCAGCCAGGCCGGCCGUGCCCACUGUGAGCCCGUUGGCGCGGGUGCGAGUGGGGGUGACAGCUGAGGACAGACCCCCGGCAGUGGGGAGGAGGCAUAGGGCGCGGGUGAGGGUGGCUGCUGCGGAAGGGUCGGUGGCCUUGAGGCUUAGAGGGGAGGGAGCCACGGCCUGUGCCUGCGGCUGCAGGAGGUACGGCUGCCCCUUGAGUGUGGCUUAUCCUUGUCCCUCGGUCCCUGCCCCCGCUGUCCCCACACGGCAGGCAUGGUGAUGGGCUGUCUUCCAGAGAGCCGCUGGUCAGCACCACCUCCCCCCACCCCCGGGUCCGCACCAGUCCCGAGUCCAGAAUGCUGGCCUGGACAGGAAGGGGUGAGGUGAGGCCCCAGCACCUCCCAGCGUGGGCUCCUGGGGGGCGGGGCUGCUCCCUAGGCCUCUGGAAGAGGGUCCUCAGAGGCUCCCACAGCCAGGAGAUCUGGGGAUGGGCAGCCCGUGUUCUGUCUGUUCUGCUCAGGCUGGGCACCAACCACCAGGCCACGACCAGCUCUGAAAGGAGACCUGUGCGCAGGGAGUGCGCUGGGUGGCUUGGGGCACGGCCAGGCUGGGCUCCUGUUUCCAGAUCCCAGGGCCAGGGGUUUGGUGACCAGAUUCACAUGGUGUCUUUCACUGGGGGUCUUGCCUCCCUGGUCCAUCCCUGGGACCUUGACAGGACCGGGGCAGGACAAUGAUGUUCUAAGGCCUGGGAAAACCCUUCAAAGCCUCUUGAGGGCUGUGGGGUCCCCUCCCUCUGCAGGGUUCAAGCAGCUCUCUCCUGUAGGAAGCCUCUUUUGUCCCCACUGGAGCUGACCGUCCACUCACCUGCUCUCCACUGACGUGUCCCUUGGCUGGGACUUCUUGAGAUUCAAGGAUGCCCAUCUCCACCCUGGGCCUCAAGGAGCAGGCACCCCCAUCUCUCCUGUCCCCUUGGCCCCAGGGACAGCAGCUGUGGGGUUUCCCUUCUGGGCACUCAGCGCUCAGUGUGUGCAGGUGUCUGGCAGUUGGGACCACGGGUCUGGUCACCUGGCGCUCUCUGAGGUGGUGACCGCGUGUGCACUAGAGCUGGACGCAGCCAAGCCCGCUGUGGAGCGACUUGCCCUGAAACCUACCUCUCGGGAGAGCCCCGCUGCGACUGGGGCUGGAAGUGGCCAGUAACAGAGUCGCUCCUGUCCUCUGGGAAGUGCGCAGGAAGCUGUGCUGAGGGUCCCGGGCUCUGGGCCUGGGGUCCUGCGGCUCUCCUUGGGGACUCGUGUCUGUUGAGCAGGCGGGGCCAUGGCUGCGGGCGCUGCCCCUUCCCCUGAUCCUGCUCUGGGCACCUCCUUGCCUGAUGGGCAGCCAGAGGUUGGGCCAGCCUGUGUUUGCCCAAGGGUGACGUCCAGAGCGGGAGGACGAAGGCUCAGAGUUGGGAACCUCUGCUCGUGUCGGGGACCCGGCACGAGGACACCCCCUCCCCAGCCUUGGGGAGGGGCAGGCGUGGAGGUGAGUGGCCCCACGGCCUGGAGGGGAGGCGUUCUGCAGCUCUGCUGGUUUUCCCUCACGCUGAUGAACUGUGUUCCUGAGGGCAGUGUUUCUCUGGCCUUGGGCCUCGCAGUGGUGAGAAGUCCUUGCCAGUGCAGAUGCCGUGAGCCCCUGAUGUGGCCUGUGUGUCGUGGCCCUGCAGGCUGGCCCUCCCAUCGCUGCCUGCCUCUGGGCUCGGUGCCCUUUACCCUCCUGCCACGGGGGACUCGGGCUGCAGGCCCCUGGGCAGGGCAGGAACCACGGGGUGGCACGGCCACAUCCGUCCCCAGCUCUGGCCCCGUGCCAGCAACGGGGACCCCUCCGCUGCCGGGUCUUGGUCGUCAGGGGCUCCAGGACCUGGGAGGAGGGGGCUCCAGGGCCUGUCCCCCAAACUCCCUGUGCCAUGCGCCCUUGGGAGCCAAGGAAGCCGGCCUCGGAGGGGCAGGGGGUCCCCUAGGCUGCAGCGGGAGGGACGGGUCGGCCUGCCGGCAGGUCCCACAUCCAGGGAGGGUGUGAGGCCUCCUGCAUGGAGUCUCUGCCCCCUUGGAAGGGAAGCUGGUUUCGGGUACAGGCGGGAGAGAUGGUAUUGUAAAGGUGUCUCCUUGAGACCCGCAGAGCCAGGCCCAAGCAGCGUGCGCACCCCGGGUCCCGCCUCCAGAGGGGUAAGAGCAGGAAGAGGCCGGUGCUGUCACGGGGCGUCUGCGGGGCGCAUGUGACCGGAGUGGGGCUCAGGGCAGCUGUCACCCCUUGGCAGGUGCGGCAGGGUUUCCUGAGGUCUGGGGGAGGCUGGAGUCUGCUCACACUCAGCUCGCAUCUGGGCACACACACACGUGCACGCACAUUCACUGAGCUCCUGACUCCCGUGGCCUUUCGUUUGCUUUCUGUCUGGGUCUGCCCACUUCAAGCCCCAAGGAAUGGACACAUGGAGUGACAGGUGCUCCUGUGCCCAGGCUCCUGGGCAGCACGGGCAGAGGGGCCCCCUGGCCCCAUCCGGGGUCCCACACGCCUCACAUCCGCUGCCCAGCAGCUGUCCAGAGCCUCUGGUCGGCUGGAUGCCACCUCACGGUGUGGACUGAGCUGGGAAGCUCUGGGCAUCCAGUUGUGACCCUGGGGCCCUGGCCACCUCCCUCUGCCCUCCUUGGCCAUGUGGGUGUUGUCCCCUCUCUCCCUGGCAUAUUGAGGCCCCGCAUCUCCCCCUUGUCCACAUGCUCUGAGCCGUGACCUUGCUAGUCCUCCCUGGAGGAUGGAGGGGCCCUGGCUACGUGGCAGAGGCUCCCCCUGGCCUGUCCACCUGUCCCCUCCCCGUGGAAGGCCACCGUCAUCCCCACCUGUGGGGUCUGCUCUCAAGCCCCGUUUGGACGCUCCGGGAGCCCGCCCUGCCGGGACUGCUGUGUGGAAGCCUACGGGCUUAGGGCAGGUCUGGACCUGCCCCGCAGCCAGCCCUACUCCCUGAGCCCAGAGCACACGAGCCAGCCAGGCACGGUCGACGUCUUUAAUUUGGUGAUUUGGCUUAACUGACCUUCUCCCCUCGUACUAGGCUGGAGUCCCCCGGUGGUCACCGAUUCGACACAGUAACACAGAAGCCAAGGGGGCGGCAUCCUCUCC
This is a messenger RNA of Enhydra lutris kenyoni (northern sea otter), 5964 nucleotides long. RefSeq names its product potassium voltage-gated channel subfamily Q member 2. The coding region runs from base 44 to 2680 and encodes 878 amino acids. Gene Ontology annotation, molecular function: voltage-gated potassium channel activity. The transcript is spliced from 17 exons. Gene Ontology annotation, biological process: potassium ion transport; transmembrane transport. The record is from RefSeq and is a predicted model, not a curated record. Lineage: Eukaryota; Metazoa; Chordata; Mammalia; Carnivora; Mustelidae. Gene Ontology annotation, cellular component: membrane.